Messenger RNA from Theobroma umbraticum, 3332 nucleotides. RefSeq names its product phototropin-1. Gene Ontology annotation, molecular function: protein kinase activity; ATP binding. The record is from RefSeq and is a predicted model, not a curated record. NCBI's taxonomy places the organism in Eukaryota, Viridiplantae, Streptophyta, Magnoliopsida, Malvales, Malvaceae. Gene Ontology annotation, biological process: protein phosphorylation.
UUUUGGUCUUAUGCAGAUAUGGACCCAACAGAAAAAUCAUCCAAGCAAUCAUCCUUGUUCCCACCAUUGCCAAGGGACCCUCGAGGCUCGCUUGAAGUCUUCAACCCGACCACUUUCUCAACCCGACCCAUCAACCCGGCAUUUCGGACAGAACCCACGUGGCAAAGCUUGAUAGAACCACGUGGGAGCCCGGAAGCUGACCCUUCCAAGCUAGCCUCCAAGUCGGGGCGGGUUGAAGAAAUAACAUCAUGGAUGGCACUCACGGAAAAAUCGUCAGCUCCAUCUCCACCACCACCACCACCACCACCAUCGUCUUCACUAUCACAAUCACCGCUUGUUCAUACGAUCACCAGUGAUAAUGGCGGAACCGCGAGUCCCAAUCCUUCGGAUGAAGCCGGAGUGGCUGCGAAGAGAGCUGCGGAAUGGGGGCUGGUCCUAAAAACCGACGAUGAAACUGGUAAACCACAAGGAGUUGUUGUCAGGAAUUCGGGUGGAGAUGACCCGAACACCAAACCUGGUACUUCUCGUAGGAGCUCGAAUAAUUCAGUUCGGAGCUCGGAAGAAUCAGACAGCGAAUUCAGCAAGGAGAGAGGGUUCCCCAGAGUAUCCGAGGACUUGAAGGGUGCAUUGUCAACAUUUCAACAAACAUUCGUGGUUUCGGAUGCUACCAAACCCGAUUACCCUAUUCUCUAUGCAAGUGCCGGGUUCUUUAAGAUGACUGGAUACACUUCGAAGGAGGUCAUAGGCAGGAACUGUCGGUUUUUACAGGGUGCAGGUACGGACCCGGAAGAUGUGGCGAAGAUUAGGGCAUUGCAGGCAGGGACAAAUUAUUGUGGGAGAUUGUUGAAUUAUAAGAAAGAUGGGACUCCUUUUUGGAAUCUUCUUACUAUUUCACCUAUCAAGGACGAAAAUGGAAAAGUCUUGAAGUUUAUUGGAAUGCAAGUGGAGGUGAGCAAGCAUACAGAAGGGGCCAAGGAAAGGGCCUUGCGGCCCAAUGGAUUGCCAGAGUCAUUGAUUCGAUACGAUGCCCGCCAAAAGGACAUAGCUGCCGGUUCAGUAACAGAACUUGUGGAAGCAGUCAGGAAACCUCGUUCACUUAGUGAAUCAACAAACCACCCUUUCAUUAGAAAAUCAGGUGGUGGCGGAGAGCAAGAAGGAUCCGGAGGUUUGGCACGGCGAAACUCGGAAAGCAUACCUCCACAAAGAAGAUCUAGUGGGGGUCCUAGAAUCUCAAUGGAGCGUAUCAGUGAGGUGCCAGAAAAGAAACAGAGAAGAUCUAGUCGUCUUUCUUUCAUGGGGCUUAUGAGGAAAAGUCAGUCUACUACUGAAAGCUUUGACAAUAGUCUCCUGGUGGAUGCGGAUGAGGAUGAGAGUGAUGAUGAUGAGAGGCCAGACAGUGUUGAUGACAAAGUUAGACAAAAGGAAAUGAGGAAGGGUAUUGAUCUUGCCACCACACUUGAACGUAUAGAGAAAAACUUUGUCAUUACUGAUCCAAGGCUGCCUGAUAAUCCCAUUAUCUUUGCAUCUGAUAGCUUCUUGGAGCUGACAGAGUACAGUCGCGAAGAAAUCUUGGGCAGAAAUUGCAGGUUUCUCCAAGGGCCUGAAACUGAUCCAGCUACUGUGAGGAAGAUCCGAGAGGCAAUAGAUAACCAAACAGAAGUAACUGUACAGCUCAUCAACUACACAAAGAGUGGCAAGAAGUUCUGGAACCUGUUCCAUCUGCAGCCUAUGCGUGAUCAGAAGGGAGAAGUUCAGUAUUUUAUCGGAGUGCAGCUAGAUGGCAGUGCAAAAGUUGAUCCACUUCGUAACAGUCUUCCAGAUAGUGCUGCACAAGAGAGUGAACAACUGGUGAAAAAAACUGCUGAAAAUGUUGAUGAAGCAGUGAGGGAACUUCCAGACGCCAAUAUGAAUCCAGAAGAUCUAUGGAUGAAUCAUUCCAAGGUAGUUCACCCGAAACCUCACAGGAAGGAUAGUCCCUCUUGGAAAGCUAUUCAAAAGAUUCAUGACAGUGGAGAAAGGAUAGGUCUAAAACAUUUUAGGCCCGUAAAGCCAUUGGGAUCAGGCGACACUGGCAGUGUGCAUUUGGUGGAACUAUAUGGAACUGGCCUGUACUUUGCCAUGAAAGCUAUGGAUAAAGGUGUUAUGCUCAACCGGAACAAGGUGCAUAGAGCUUGUGCAGAAAGAGAAAUUCUUGACAUGUUGGAUCACCCUUUUCUUCCAGCAUUGUAUGCAUCAUUUCAGACUAAAACACAUAUUUGUCUGGUUACGGAUUACUGUCCUGGUGGAGAACUCUUCCUGCUUUUAGACAGACAACCAAUGAAGGUCAUGAAGGAAGAUGCAGUAAGAUUUUAUGCUGCGGAGGUUGUUGUUGCAUUGGAGUACCUUCACUGUCAAGGAAUUAUAUACAGAGAUUUAAAGCCUGAAAAUGUUCUCCUUCAGAGCAAUGGACAUGUGACCCUGACCGAUUUUGAUUUAUCUUGCUUGACAUCUUGCAAACCACAGCUGCUGAUUCCAACGACAGAUGAAAAGAAAAAACGCCAUAAAAGUCAGCAGAAUCCAAUCUUCAUGGCAGAACCUAUGCGUGCCUCAAAUUCUUUUGUGGGAACUGAAGAGUACAUUGCCCCGGAAAUUAUCUCUGGGGCAGGCCAUACCAGUGCAGUGGACUGGUGGGCUUUAGGCAUUCUUCUGUAUGAAAUGCUUUAUGGGUAUACGCCAUUCAGGGGAAAGACAAGACAGAAGACAUUUGCCAAUGUUCUUCAGAAAGAUCUUAAAUUCCCAAGAAGUAUACAAGUAAGUCUCCAUGGAAAGCAGUUGAUGUACAGGUUAUUACAUAAAGAUCCCAAAAGCAGAUUAGGUUCUCGUGAAGGAGCCAGUGAAAUAAAGAGACAUCCAUUCUUCAAAGGAGUAAAUUGGGCUCUAGUCCGCUGCAUGAAUCCACCUGAGCUUGAAGUCCCUCUCUUUGCAACUGAAGCUGGGAAGGAAGACAAAGUUGUGGACCCUGAACUACAGGAUUUGCAGACAAAUGUUUUCUGAGAGGUUUGCAUUCUAGGAUCCUUCAUUCUCAAAACGCAUUAUGAACAACAAAUUUCUCUGCUACCAUGAAGUUCAUAUUGUCAAGGAAACACCAUCAGAGGCUCUGGUUAGCUCCUAGUUUGGCUGAGGAUCAGUAGUUUUACAGCCAGGAAGUUGAUUGCAAGAGGGAAGUUUUUUUGAUUGUGUGUUCUGUAAUAUUCUUUCUAUUUUUGGAUUAAUUAUAUAUGCUGGAUGUAAUCUUCUGUAAUCUAUGUUUGGUUGGUAAAUAAUUAUCAGUUUGUUUUACUCUCUCUGCCUAA